This is a messenger RNA of [Torrubiella] hemipterigena, 8487 nucleotides long. The record is from the annotation of a GenBank genome assembly. Lineage: Eukaryota; Fungi; Ascomycota; Sordariomycetes; Hypocreales; Clavicipitaceae.
CUGGAAACGGUUUCGUCAACAUCGCCAGAACCUUCUUUUGGUCAUCUGCCCAACUUUGCACUGCCCACCGUUUUUUUAUUGCUGCCGUCUGGCAUGGUUUAUCACAGCUAGCACGUCUUCGCACGCAUCAUCUUCUUUUUUCUUUCCCAAGAAAGCCACACAACAAAACAACUAAAAAGCUCCCCCAUCUUCCAGAGAGAGAUAAACACCAUAGCUCCAAACGCCACGAUACCGCCCCGUUCCCAAUGCCAUCGCUGUCUCGUGCUGAAUCCGAAUCUCCCUGCCUGAAUCCCUGACACUUGCCUAGUCUGCCGCGGCAGAUUUCUUCGCUUUCGCCUUCGUCCCCUUUAUUUUGCUCGCAGCACAGCUACCAAAGCUGCAAUUGAACGGUACAAAACCCUCUUCCAGCAUUCGCACACGACCUCUUGCAGGUCCCCUUUACGUCAUUUUGCUCGCCGCUGCGCCAUUUCCCUACGUAGACGGGAGCUGCCUUCACCAUGGCCGACAAGCUCACCGACCAGCAGGUUGCUGACCUCACGACACUCCUGCGCAGCGAUGCCGCGCUCGACACCAAGGUCCAGUUUCUGAACAAUAUCAAGUCUUCCAUCAAGCAGCACAAUGUCCCCGACACGUGCAUCGCCCAGCUCUUCGAAGCUCUGCGCAACGCUUCCACCUCCCAGCACGCCAACAUUGUCAGCGCUGGCUUCACCGCACUCAACCACCUCCUUACCCGCCUCUCGAGACAAGACCCCAAGUGGCUAGCCCGCGAGACAACCCGCACACUUCCUAUCAUCAUCGAAAAGCUCGGCGACCAAAAAGACAAGUACCGCUCGCUGGCCUCCCAGGCCCUCAUCACUUUCUAUGGCGUCAACCCUAGCGAGGUUGAGCGCAUGGUCCGCACGGCUGCCAUGUCCGGCAAGAACCCGCGCGCCAAGGAGGCUGGCCUACACUGGCUUCUUCACAUGCACCAAGAGCAUGGCCUCCAGUUCCGAAGCUACGUGCCCCUCCUGAUGGAGCUUUUGGAAGAUGCCGACGGCAUGGUACGCGAUGCUGCGAAAUCGACCGUUAUCGAACUGUUCCGAAACGCACCCAAUGUCGCCAAAUCCGACCUCAAGAGACAGCUCAAGACAUUCAACGUGCGUCCUGCCAUCGAACAGGCCAUUGUCAAGGAGCUUAUGCCCCUCUCUGCGUCCACCGCCUCUCGACCAAAGACACCCGCUGCUAUAUCUGCCCACUCUGCUUCUGUUCCUGCACCACGGAGCGCCGAUCUCGCUGCUAGCACCUUGACAAUCGGCGCCGAUCGACCCGUUACACCUGGUUUACCUGCUGAUAACCAGGCUGAUCCAGUUGAGCCUCAGUAUGUCAACACCAGCCGUGAGCUGGACGAAGUGUUCAAAGGCAUGGCCUGGGAUUUUGAGGGAAGAGAGUCGGAGCAAAACUGGGAAAAGCGUGAGCUGCACAUGAAGACUCUUCGCAGACUCAAUGCCGGUAAUGCACCAUCCGACUUUACCGAUGCCUUUCUCAGCAACCUGCGCCAUAUGCUUGAUGGCAUCAUCAAAUGUAUUACAUCUCUGCGUACCAGUUUGUCAAAGGAAGGCUGCUCAUUGGUGGAGGAUAUUGCGCAGACAUACGGUGCUGCAAUUGAGCCCAUGGUAGAGCUUCUUAUGCAAACUCUCCUCAAGAUGUCGGCUGGUGCCAAGAAGAUUACUUCUCAGCUGGCCUACUCGACCGUCGACACCAUGAUUAACCGGGUGACGUACACUCCUCGUCUCAUGCAGCACUUGUGGAAUGCCUCACAGGACAAGAACGUCCAGCCGCGACAGUUUGCUACGGGCUGGCUGAAGACGCUGCUAAAGAAGGUUGCCAACAAUAAGCACCAUAUUGAGCACACUGGCGGUGUUGAGUUGAUUGAAAAGUGUAUCAAGAAAGGUCUUGCCGAUGCCAAUCCUACCGUCAGAGAAAAGAUGCGUUCCACCUUUUGGGCGUUUUGGGCUAUUUGGCCCUCACGAGCCGAUGCAAUCAUGGGCGAUUUGGAUGCCACAGCGCAAAAGCUUCUCCAGAAGGACCCAAGCAACCCCAACUCUCCUAAGAAGGUUGAAUCUGGCCGCGGCUUGUCCAGAAGCACAGCUACAGCAAGCAAGCCUAGUCUUCGCGAAGCCAUGCUUGGUCAGAAGAGAGCAAUGGCUACUGCAGCCAAGAAUCUCCCUGCUCGACCAGGAUCCGCCAUGUCGCACUUUUCACCUACAAGAAAUGUGUCCAACUCGUCGGCUACCUCAACUACCAGCGUUGCUACGAAGCCAGCUGUAAGGUCCCGUGCAGAGCCGUCCAUUUCGAUGAAUGCCGGCGGCAUGUCCGUGGCCCCCAUGCGGCCGUCCAGGAGACGCCCUGAGGUGGCUCGACCUGCGACUGCUGGACCGUACUCUAUGCGAGACCAGCCAUCUUCGAUGGAGGUUGAUAGCCCCGAUUCUCUUCGAUCAUCAAAGCCGUUGUCACCACGUCGUAAGGCGGCUGUGCCGGCUUCUGUAUCGCCUGUAGCCUCUCGCUCAAGACCAGGCCACAUGCACCGUGGCAGCGAGUCUAGCAUCCCGUCGCCCACUGCUCGAACCACAGGUCGUCCGCGUGUGUCGCCUCGCCCUAGCCCAGCCAAGCCGAUUAUGCCCCUUGAAAGUCCAACUCGCGACAGUCCGACCAGAUUCCGUGGUGAGCAUGCGAUCCCGAAGAUGGUCAAUAUGGAGUCUUCUGCAACAAUCGUAGCUGAGCCACAAACCGAGUAUGCUCGCAGCCCAGUCUCGCCCAACAUUCCCAAAAUUACUCUGGAUCGUCAACCUCUAGAGGAGUCGCCACCACUCAAGAUUUAUGAAGACCCUGGAGUGGCUCAGCACCAGAGCCCCAAGGCUGCCACACCACCCGUUUUGGAGGAGAAGCCCGUCAAUGAAGAUGUUGCUAAAUUGCAGCGGGCCAACGGGCAAGUCACAUUGGAGCAGCCCCUUUCUCCGGAGAAGACACGCCAAAACUCACGCCUCCUUGAUAGCGGCAUCAGCAAGAUCAAGGCCAAGUCGCUGGAAACGCACGGGUUCCGCAAGUUGCAGUCACUCAUUCGCGACCCGCAGACUGAGUUUACCGAUGACAAGUUUGAGGCGGUUGUUGUUGGGCUCUUUGACUACCUGGCAGAUCCUCUUGACAACCUGCCUGAGGACAAGGUACCAGACGUCAAGGCGCAGGUUCUCACCACGAUCAAGAUGCUGCUCAAGAAGGAGCGCGACAACUUCCAGCCGCAUGUCUCCAAGGGCCUAGAGGCUCUGCUGCUGACACGUGCUGCGUACGACUCACGUGCACACGUCGUCAGCGGUCUUGAGCUGCUUGCUGACGAACUCGUUGCCAUUGGCAAUGCUCCUGAGAUUGUGGUGGUGCUUGCUGCGCAAAUGUCCAAGGUGAAUGACUCGGAGAAGGAAGGAUGCCGCACACUGAGCAUGGGCCUGCACGUACUCAAGACGAUGCUUGAUGCCAAGAGCGGCACGUACUCGCCGACCGACAAGGAGCUAGCGGAUCUGUUUGAGUUGGCUGGCCGCUGCCUUGAGAGCGCCGACUCUGGUGUACGCAUGGACGCUGUCAAGUUUUGCGUAGCCCUUCACGGGCUCGUGGGCAAGGAGCGGUUCUGGGCUGGUGUCGGGGGCGUCAAGGACGAUCCCAAGAGUCUUAUCACGUAUUACAUUGCCAAGGGUCAGCGCGAGAUUGUCUAAGCGACUCUCUUAUGUGUUUGAUGUCUUUUUUAUAUUUCUAACGUAUGAUUUUGGUCUGGUCUGGUGUGGUUUUAAGCAUGGGUGGCGUUUGAGCUUUUUGCAUUAUCGGAUCGGAUCUGUAUUACUACUAGUUUAUUACUUGUUAUAAAAACGAUGUCACUUAGUUCUUUUUAAUCCGUCUGUUUCUUCUUCUCUGAUUGCUGCGUAUAAUUUCCAUUGUAUGUUUGAAACUACUCGUUCAUUGUAAAAAGUACAAGUUUACAAAAAUCAAGGAUACGGUAUCAAGGUGUUAUAUGUAUAAGGUCAUCAUGUCAAUUCAAGUGGCUGGGGAAUCAAACUUUAUCAACAACAGAAACACGAUCAAUCAAUCAAUCAGUCAAGGCAGUCAACCACGCUCAACCCCUACUCCUCGACCCUUGUAAAGUAAAAAAAACAAAGACAAAACAGACUUCUCUUCCCCGCAAUCUGUCUGUCUGUAUGGAUGAAAAUGUAUGCAUAACGUUCUAAAACACUGCUUUGUUCUUGCAAUAGCCUACAGUCUCAAUAUCAUUACGUGGUUCCGUCUCCAUUUUUUCUACACCUCUUCGAAGAUGGUGUGGCUGUUCUCAAUGACAAACUGGAUGGCAAUGUUCUUGGCGUGCAUGUCUGUCAUUUCACGCUCGAUGCUUGUGUCGCGCAUAAUCGUCGGGGCAAACACCACGGCCAGGUUCUUGGGCGACAUGAGGUUCUCGGGCUCGCGCUCUGCUACGCGGCGCAGAUGGAACAUGAGGAACUCGAGACAGUCGCGGUGAGACUGGGGUAGUGCGGCAAAAGUCUUGCGUAGGUGGUCGCAGCGUUCAGUCUCGUCGGCGAUGGCUAGAAAAAGAGUUAGUUGGUAAGUGAAUAGAUGGAAAGGGAAAGUAGUUGGAACGUACCAUUGGACUCGAGCACGUUGUCGUAGACGUCAAAGGUGAGCAGCGGCGUGGGCAGCUUGCGGAAGUACUGCUUCAGAACACUGGUCACGGCCGUGAUAUCGAGGUCGGUGUCGGAAAUGUCAAAGUUCUCGUCGCGGUCGAAGCCGUCCUUGAUGGCGUUUACUUGCGAGUUGCCGCCCGUCUUGCGGUAGAUGCCCUCCUGAUCCAUGCCGCGCAGCUCCACUUCCUCGAUGCAGCGUGUCACGACGCUUGGGAUCUGGCGGUGCUCAAAGUCAGCGCGGUCCGUUAGCUCCGAUCCAAACAGCACUGAUGCAGGCUCUGCAGCGGCCGAGUUGGGCAUGGUGUUGGCCGACACCGACUUGGGCAUCUGGUUCUUCUUGCCAAAGAAGCCAAAGCCCUGGCGGCCAGGCUCUAAAUUACCCGGUCGACCGCUGCCGUUGGCGCUUAUCGGCGUCGAGACGAGCUCGGCUUGCGCAACGGUAGCGUUGUACGGCAUGCCAAUGUCACCGCCUGCAAUAACACCCUGCUGUUGAAUACGCUCGCGGUCGUUUUGGAAAGCAACCACGGCUCUGUUCAUGCCCUUGGCCAUGUUCUGUGCCAUGGCCUUGGAACCCUUCUUCCAGUUGAACUUCUUCACCUGGCCCUUGCGGACUUGUACGACCGUAGGUCCCGACUCGACAAUGGUGUCGUCGUCAGCAAUGAGCGUCGGGCCUGUCGACAUGCUGGCCGAGUCAAUGUUGGCACCAGAGUUGGCACCACGGCUGUUGGCGUAGAUGCCAAGACCAUUAGAGUUCUUCAUGUCACUGACUUGUGACUUGAAGCGGCCCUGGAUCUGGUGUGUCAAGUCAUUGUUCAUGUCGGCCAGCUGGGCAUUCUUGGAAGACAGCUGCUCAAACUCCAUGAGAGCUCGGUCGCGGUCAGCCAUGGCCAGCUCACGCUCUUCUAGCAGUUGAGCUCGCUUCUGGUGCAGCUCCUCAAUCUCGCCCGCCAUGUCCUGCUUGACAGCUUCAAGACGCUGCACAAAGUCGCGGAUGGCAGAGUCUUCGAGAUCUCGCGGGUUGAUGGGUGUCUUUGUGGCCUUGGCACGCUCAACAUAGCCGCCAAGCACCUCGAGCUGCUUAAUCAUAAGCUCUGCCUGCGUAUCCAGCGCAGAGACCGUCUUUCGCUUCUCAGUCAACGUCCUGUUCAAGUUUUGCAAGUCCUUUUCGGUGUCGAAUCGUCGCUCAAGCUCGGCCACACGGUUCUCUGAAUUGCGCAGCUGUCUCUUAAGAAUCGUUGCUUCUUCCAUAGACUUCAUGGACAUGGGGUCCAUGCCACCAGUAUUUCCAUCUUCACGGAUCGGGCUCUUGGGCCAGCGAGGCGACAUGGUCGUUCGCGUCGUCUCGCUGAUGCUGCGUGAGUGGCUGAUGCGGUGGUUGAGCUGGUGUGAUUCCGCACUGCCGCUGCGGCCAUGGCGAACGACAUUGGACACGCGGCGCAGGAGAGAUGAGGAGCCCUCAUCGGUGCCCAGGAUUCUAGCCAUGUCCUCAUCCAAGCUAAAGUCGGCGCCGCUGCUCCACCUAGGCAGCUUCGGCGAGUGCUUCGGCUCAGGAUCGUCGUCAGUGCCACCCAUUGAUCCCCGGCUACCUGGCGGUGCGGGAGCGUUUCGAGGUCGUGUGUAGGCAUCAGGGGGACCCGUCUUGCUGCGUGCAACAGCAGAUGGCGGGAGCUCUUUGCGGGCAAACGCCUUGGUCUCCGACUUGAGGCUACCCUUGGACAGGUCGGGGGAUGUGAUGGCUGAUGUUCCUUCGUCCGAGGUUCCGUCCUGUGAUGCUCUCUGGUAGUUGCUGGGUCGUCUGGGUGAAGGACCGUUGUUGCUGUUGAACUUGGAAGAGGCCGAGACUUCGGGGGUGCCAGAAGCAGAAAGGCUGUUGCUUCGCGAACUGGCCAGGGCUCUGGUUUUCGAAAUGUCGGUCAUUUUGAAGUCGUCCACGUCAGGAGACAUCUUAUCGGACUUGGAGUGGCGGCGAAGGCCAGGACGGCUAACACUGUCAGACGACGGCUCACGAGACUUUUCUUGAAAGGCAAUAUGCGGCGUCGACGCUUGCGAGCCCUCACGAUUGUCAGAGGCUGAAGAGCGGCUUGUGGGGAAGUAGUCUGAUUCCUUUCUGCGGUCGGUGCCUGAAGCAGGCGUGCCACCGGCCGAAGGACUCGAGUCUCGGACAAGGGAGCCGUACAGCUCGACAGGGUCUACCGGCUUGCCAUCUGGCGAGCCAAUGAGUGCUGAGUUUCGGUUCUUGCGGUAGGCGCUCGCCGGGAGCAUAAGGCUGUCGGAUUUAGUAGGCUGUUGUUCGGUAGGCGCCGGUCGUUCAGGUGAGCGGGCAGGAAUAGCGCGAGGCGGGGUGUCGUUGCUUCUCGAGCCGGAUCGCAUCCGUGGGGAGAGCUCGUUGGGGCUGUCCUGAGGCGGCUCGUCUGUGUAGCCCUCGGUCAUGUUGGGGGGCAAGGCGGGCAGGACCUUGUCCUUGAUCAUCGGUGAACUGCCGUCUUUCUGCGUUUUUGCAGCAGCGGCAGCCCUGGACUUCUUUCUACGUCGAGCCAUUAGGGUCUCAUGGCAGCCCAUGCAAAAGAUGCCUUGCGAUGUUCUAGCGUAGCGUAGGUUUUCAAUCUUACGCUUACAGUUGCGGCAUCGGAAGCAGGUUGAGCAAAAGGCCUGGUCUCCGGUGAGAAUGGCAAGGUCUUCAAUUUUGUUACCGCAUGCACUACAUGAGUAUGUGCAGUUGUUGCAGAUGAGAGAGCCGUCACCGAGGAGGAGGAGGUUGGCGUCGGAGUCCAGGAGGGUGUUGCAGGUGUUGCAACGGAAGCAGUCGAGAUGCCAUCUGUUGCCAGCUGGUGGAGGAAACACGAGGUUAGCAGGCGCACGGCAAAAACGGGCAGCAGUUGACAGAAAAGUGAGUUUGGCGCCUCAACAGCCAACAUGCACUCGGCACACCUUUCCCCGAGGUGAGAUGGCCGACUGUCUGGCUAUCUGGUACGUACCUAGCUCAAAAGCUUUGCCUUCCUCGAGGAUCUAUCACAACACAUCAAUUAGCUUCAUCUUCUUCCUGCAUCAUCGUCAUCGCCAGCUGUUUCUCCCUAGCUUUGGGAAACGGUGUGCAUACCUCGCCACAGCCUUUGCAAGGAAAGACGUCAUCGCUAUCCAUCUGGCCGUCGAGAUACUCGUCCACAAUGGCGGUCAUUGUGUCGGAAUGGGCCAUUGCGGCGACUGUGUGUGAUUUCGUCGGCGGCGGCGUCGCUGCGCAAACUGAUUCCUGUUCGCGGGGUGGGUUGGGUUUCUAAGGAGCGCCCGCAGGCUCACUGAGCUGUCUUGUGUGUUGCCAGCAACGCUCCUUUUUCCUCACGGCUCGCUUAGUCGGGAGGGAGGCGAAUCGGGACGGUUUGGCGAGAAAAGGAGUGGCGGUUGUGCGUCGUUUACGGUGGAGAGAGAGUAGAGCUGGCUGGCUGCAUGCGCUGCGUGUGCAAAGGGGAAGAGGCGAUUUGGGAGCAAUGCAGCGCGAUAGAGGAGAAGAAGGGGAAAAAACCAAGUCGAGUCGACCUGCAACAGCCGAUGCGUUGGUCUAUCAGCGUCGCCUGCAGUGAGAAAGGCGAAAGAGAGAAAGGCGGCCAGGGGGGGUAGCAGGCGUAGCGGAGAUGAACGGCUGAGGCCAGGAAAGCAGGAGGCUUUGGAGGUACAAGGUACUUAGUUGUCUGUUCGUGGGAGCAGCUCCAGCACCCAGUAGCACACCAGAGAGGGGCCAAAGGGGCGCUGGAGAGAGAGAGGGGGCGAAAGAGGAGGAGGCGCUGGGCGUCAAAGAGUG